GGCACCCGGACGCGUAUCGCGUAUUAACCCGCCGCAAGUUUGCACGCAGUUACGAAAUUCGAAUUUUGAAAUUGCAGAUAAAAAAUAUUCCCCAAUUAUUUUUGUUUGUAUUUUUUUUAAUUCACAAUGGUCCGGACGAAGGACAACGACGGCAUCAAGAGCGGCCUGAUAGUUGCGGAAGUUCAGAAAAGGCCUUGCUUGUACGAUACGAACCAUAUGAAUUACGGCGAUAGAGCUGAGAAGAUGCGGAGCUGGGACGAGGUGUACGAAGGUGUAGUUCCAGGCUGGCCGACGCUCGGGCAGACGGAGAAGUCUGCGGCCGGUAAAGAGGUGCAGAAAAGAUGGCGCUCGAUCCGGGAUUCGUACACAAAAGCGUUCCGUCAAGGCAAGUGUCCAGCGCCCGAACAGUGUGCUCCGGGCAGCAAGCGGUACCAGUACCACCGCCAGAUGUCGUUCCUGCUGCGUGCUCUGCAGAGCAAGAAACCCCGUUACUCCCAAGACAAAUACGAAUCGUACUCCGAGAUAUCCAACUCACCCCAGCACCCGCCCCCUGAAGACAUGCCGCGCAUCAAGCACGAGGUACUCGACAAACCGCUUGACUUAAAAACCAAACCGGAACCAGAGAAACCGGGCACCCACGACAAAUGCAACCAGGCGACCAUGGCGGAGAAGAAGUUGGAGAUUAAGAUCGAUGCGAACGCAAUUCUACCUGAUGAUCACUUUGACGACGACAAACUGUUCAUGAACUCCCUUUUGCCGCUGUUCAAGAAAAUGGACGAUGAUACCAGGCUCCUUUGCAGGAUCGAGGUACUAAAGAUAAUAAGGUACGCGCUCCAGGGCCAUAAGUUCUUCGAGGCUAUCAAAAUAGCUGAGGAUAGCUUCUUCAAGAACAGAAUGAGCGACAUCCUGACCAAGGAAGAAGCGGUGGACACCAUGAACGCGCCAAAAGCGAUCGAGUCCAAAUUGUCCAUGACCACACGCUCCGCUGACGGUAGCAGACCUAUAAGGAAACGAAGGACUAGAUCGCCAUCACCUCUACCAAUGCCACCAAAACGACGAGGACCCGGUCGUCCUAGAAAAGUCCGACCUCCGCCAUCAGACUCUGAUGAGGAGCAGCUUUCGAAGAAGCGGUUCCCACGCCUCAAGGUGCCCCCAGUGGACGUAUCGCUCGCUUCUGAGGAAGACUCCUUCAACAAAGCCACCAGCGUGGCUCAACUCUCUACGCCGCUGUUUAUGAAGAUGUAUAAUCUGGAGCGCACCAAAUUCGCUCCCGUGACGUCAUCGCCGCAAAACCUUCAGAUAUCCAUCAAGACCGAACCCUUAGAAAGCGGUCCCCCACCCGUCUAUAGUCCUAUUUAAAUUUAAAAAAAAUAUAACGUAAAAAAAGUAUACAUUGUGAUAAAGCCGGAGUCACAGUAAAUGUAUUAAAGCUGUAUGAAAACUACCGACAAAGGUGAGACAAACACACAGAUGCACUUCUUUACGAGGGCCCGAAGCUAUUAUCGAAGUAUUUCAGUCGGGGUUACCGAGUCGAGCCGAGUGGUCGCUCGCGUUACUGUAAUGUCUGUAAUGUUACCUGCAUUAUAAAUUAUCCUAUUGUCUAGUUUCCAUACUGCUUAAGAUUAUAAAUUGACUGUACCAAAGUGUACCUUUUUUGUGAUAGCCUAGUAACCACUAGGCUUCGGUUUCACUUUCGGACACACAGAGUUCGAACCCAGAGUUGCGUUUGUAUACUCACUGACUAUGAGUAUACAAACACACCUCUUACUUUGCAAUGUUAUGUGCACUUUAAGCAAUUGAAUAUCACUUGCUCUAACGGUGUGGGAAAGUAUCGUGAGGAAACCAUUAUAACUGAGAGUUCUUCAUACUGUUCUUAAAGGUGUGUGAAGUCCACCAAUCCGCACUAGGCAAGCGUGGUGGACUGCGACCUAAAAACUCGUUGUGGUAGAAAACUCGUGCCCUGUAGUGGGCCGGUGAUGGGUUGAUAUGAUGAUGACGAUGUACAUUUUUAUCGUAUACCUUUGUAAUGUAUGUUAUUUUACCUUAUAAGUUACAUCAACAAUAUUUGCUAGCGCAGAAAAGAGUUAAUAAUUUGGUACACUAAAUACCAAUGAAAUAUAGACCUUGUUGCUUUACAUUAAGAUUUGAAAUACCUUAAAGAUAAAGUGUCAAGGUAUACACGAAUUGCACACAGCACCCUUAGUACUAAUUUUGUUCGCUCGCAAUCGAGGAUUCGAUAUCCAAAAUGUACUAUUAAUUUAUGAAAAUUAUUGUAAACUCCAAGGAAAUCCAGACCCCAUUUACUUUGGGUUAAGAUUUAAAAUAAAGCAACACAAUUCCACAUUACUAGUCUGUUAGAAGCUAGUAAUAUAACGAAAUCGGUUACCUUAUUUUAUAUUUUUUAUCAUCAAUUACAAACUCACAAUGAUCCUGAAAGCCCGUCAUUCCGCAUUGGAGCAGUAUUUUGGGCUUAUGUUUUAAAACCCUCGAUUAAAGAGGUGGCCUCUUAGUAACUGUGGGACGUAUAAAGCUAAUAAAAUGUUCUUUUCUUAUACGAUUUGGAACUAUUAAGAUAAGUAUAUGUAAUGGUUGUCUUUUAAACUGUAAUAAUAUCAUAUGUUUAAGGAAUAGAUAGUCAACUCAAUCAACUCUACCACGUAGCCUGCGUUAGGUGUUGCUUGUGCGCCGAUACUCACCAUGAGUAUACAAACAAGUUGACUCACUAUACUCAUUAAACAAAUUUUAUGUUACUGAUCAAAACAUGUAAAUACCUAUACAACCUAUUCAACUAUUCUAAAAAUUAUAAUUGGUAAGUAAGUAUUGAAAUGAAAGAUCUUCCCUGGUUUAUAAGCAAGAGUUAUUUGUGAUAUAGUUUAUUUUACGUUUAAAUAUUGUAGUUAAGGUUUUAAUUUUUAACGUCUUCCUUAAGAUGUGAGACUUGAUACAUUUACAAUGAUUUUUAGGGGGAUAUCAUUAGAAACGUGAGCUUAUAAUUGGGAGCGAGGGGUCUUGUUAAAUCUUGCCAAACCUCAUUUCAAGGUGUCAGCAGAUAGACAGCCUUCCUUAAAUUGAAUAUUAGUUAAUUUUAUUAUAUUCUGUUAAAAUCGUACCUAAAAAAGUGGAAAUAGACUGACCCCAUAAAACUGGUAGUUCAAGUUUAGGGGUACAGACGGAUUAAAUCAAAUUUUGUCCUUCCACUUUUCUUAGAAUAUAUAACGAUAGUAUUUACAAAAAUAAAUAAAUAUAUAUAUUUAUUUAAAUCAAAGAAUAAAGCUUACUCGCGGGGAGAACGGUUCUAGGUCAUCUUGCCAAAUAAUAUUAAAUAAAAUCAAGUCUAUUAAAAAAAAACACCCUUUUUAUUGUACAACAACCUUUUAUUAAUGGAUGCCCGCUAAUUAAUGGGCGCUCUUUAAUAAAUGAAGCCCAUUUCUACUGCCGACCCUCUUAUUACUAAUAAACACCCCCUUAUUGUGAAUGCCCUUGUAAUGACUAAGAAUUCCAAUAGCAUUGCAAUCAAGUUUGGUACGUCAGUGCAUAUUAUUAUAUUUGUCAUCUAAAUGUUAGAUAAGUCUUAAUGUUUAAGAAGCAAAGCAUUUUUAGUUAUUAAUUUAUGUAAUUAAAUUUUGUAUAUCAAUGUGAUUAGAAUUAUAGUAUAGUAUCCUAUAGAGAUACAAUCUGUUUUUUUUCGGGGGAAACGUGGUAAUAUGAAUUUGCACUAUUCCUAAAAGAAGUUGCUCUGUAUUUGUAAAGAUUCUGAAAUUUAUCAUCAGUAAACUUUUCUUUUUUUUUUAUGAAUAUUUAUAUCGAUGUAUGUGUGUUAUUAAUAUUAAUAGGAAUUGUGAAAUAUUUAUGGACAACCGAAUGAAUUCAAAAUUGAUGAGCUUAGAAUGUGAGAAUACUUUUAAAAAUUAUAUAAAAUAAUGUUAAGUAUAAAUUUUAUGUUAGUUUAAUAAGUGUUGGAAGCAUGAACGGCUUCUUUUCACUGAAUAUUAAACUUAAUUUGCCAUAAAUCCGGCUCCACAUGCCAGGGCGUUAAUCCCAACGCUGGUCCCAACACUUUUCCCAACGUGUUUAUCACCAUUGGCCCAAAAUGCUCCAAAUAGGCCAACGUUAGGUUUUGGCUGUUCUCAGUUGUUUUUUAUCCAUGGAAAUGUAAGAUGGUUCUCAAUGCAUUAUGUAUCAGUUAAUUGUCGGUAUUUCUCGUUCAUGCCCCAUGGUUCCUUUCGUGGUACCCGAAAAGGACCACGGGAUUUUCCUUCACCCGAAAUCACUCCCGAGAAAUACAAUGCUGCCGAAUUAAAAAUAUAUCAAUCAUAA
Pararge aegeria (speckled wood butterfly) is the source of this 4317-nucleotide messenger RNA. RefSeq lists its product as uncharacterized. Gene Ontology annotation, molecular function: DNA binding. The coding region runs from base 127 to 1359 and encodes 410 amino acids. Gene Ontology annotation, cellular component: transcription regulator complex; nucleus. Gene Ontology annotation, biological process: regulation of transcription by RNA polymerase II. The transcript has 7 exons. The record is from RefSeq and is a predicted model, not a curated record. Lineage: Eukaryota; Metazoa; Arthropoda; Insecta; Lepidoptera; Nymphalidae.